AUGGUCCGUGGUAACUUACCAGCAAAACGUGCAUGGUUUACUCAAAAAAAGCAGCAUCAGUGGUUUGCCUGGGAAAAUACUAAUACUAUUAGAAUUCAUCUUCAACAAGAAAGUGAAGCACAUGAUUCAUAUAGUAAUCAUGAAGAUAGUCAUAAUAUAGAAGAAGAUAGUCAUGAUAUUGAUGAAAGUGUUAAUGAAAGUUAUGAAAAUGAAGCAACAUAUAUUAAUAGUUGGGAAGAUUAA
This is a messenger RNA of Ambispora leptoticha, 243 nucleotides long. NCBI's taxonomy places the organism in Eukaryota, Fungi, Glomeromycota, Glomeromycetes, Archaeosporales, Ambisporaceae. The record is from the annotation of a GenBank genome assembly.